Syngnathoides biaculeatus (alligator pipefish) is the source of this 3021-nucleotide messenger RNA. RefSeq names its product heparan sulfate (glucosamine) 3-O-sulfotransferase 1 (gene hs3st1). Bases 517 to 1434 code for a protein of 305 amino acids. The record is from RefSeq and is a predicted model, not a curated record. Gene Ontology annotation, molecular function: [heparan sulfate]-glucosamine 3-sulfotransferase activity. The transcript is spliced from 3 exons. NCBI's taxonomy places the organism in Eukaryota, Metazoa, Chordata, Actinopteri, Syngnathiformes, Syngnathidae.
GUGCGGCUGUGCGGGAACCCGCACAGCCCGGGCUGGACCGGCAGAACCAUAACAACUAAAGCACUUCUACCCUUUGCUGGUACCAUUGAUAUGAAUUUCAAAAUACCACCACGUGACGUCACUGUGAGUCGCAAAGGGGCGUGGUUACCGUGUAGGCGAACAUCCCGUUUAAAAAAAAAAAAAAAAAAAGGAGAGCGACACAGAGAGAACAGCUCCGUCAAGAACCAGAGUAGCAGUGUGCUGGAGUGGGCAAAGCUGGCUCGCUUCUCCCGCGGAGGUGACGCUCUGCUCGGCGUGAGCGAGCCAACAAGCGCAGCGUUUGGAAGAGACGCGCACACACUGGAGAUGCACCACAUCACGUCCUCCGCCUGUGGACUUUUGUAGACACAAAAGGAGAAGAGGACCAGACAGUUUUUCACUCUUCACUGCUCCCAUUGUCUCCAUCCAGGCUUCAAUGUGGGAUCCAGUUUUGUCACUCUCGCCAGACUGAAAUCCCCCAGGGUCAGGACCUCGCUCAUGGCGGCCCUGCUCCUUGGGCUGCUGCUCUUCGCCAUGGAGUCCCCCACCGUGCCCUCCUCCUCAUCCCUGCCGGACACCGAGUGGCUCCCUGCUGUCCCUUCGCCACCUGACGACAGCGCUGUGGUCCACCCCAACGGGACAGAGCAGCAGCUUCCGCGGAUCAUCAUCAUCGGUGUGAGGAAAGGUGGGACGCGGGCACUCAUCGAAAUGCUGAGCCUGCACAGCUCUGUGGUGGCAGCCCAGAACGAGGUGCACUUCUUUGACUGGGAGAGUCACUUCCAGAAGGGCUUGCCUUGGUACCGCAGCCAGAUGCCCUUCGCCCUCCCUAAUCAGGUUACCGUGGAGAAGACACCUGCCUAUUUCACAUCUGCCAAAGUCCCCAAGCGUGUCCACCAAAUGAACCCAAACGCCAAGUUGCUCCUCAUCCUCAGGGACCCCACGGAGCGUGUGCUCUCAGACUACACGCAAGUCUUCUACAACCGCCUCCAGAAGCACAAACGCUACCAGCCCAUUGAGUCGGUGCUGAUAAAAGACGGCAAGGUCAACUUGGGCUACAAGGCGCUCAACCGCAGUCUGUACUACAUGCAUAUGCAGAACUGGCUGCAGUACUUCCCGCUGGAGAGCAUCCAUGUGGUGGAUGGUGACCAGCUCAUCCGGGACCCCUUGCCGGAGAUGAAGAAGGUGGAGCACUUCUUGAGGCUGGCGCCGCAAAUCAACGCCUCCAACUUCUACUUUAAUCAGACCAAGGGAUUCUACUGUUUGCGAGACCAGGGGCGGGAGCGCUGCUUGCAUGACUCCAAGGGCCGGGCGCACCCCCGCGUAGCUCCCGCCAUCCUGCAGAAACUUUACCAGUUCUUCCAACAGCCCAACAGGAAGUUCUUUAAGCUUGUGGGCCAAACAUUUAACUGGAAGUGAGAGCUUUCUCUUUCAUGGUUAACAGAGUACAUCAAGACGGCACUAAAUCUAUUUUUAUAUAAGUUAGACUACUCACAAAAACUUUCAGGUGAAAUUUCAGGAGGAGCCAAAAAUGCACUUUAACAUCUACAUGUGAACUUCAUCUGACAUUUGCAUGUCUAAUUUUUGCACGCACUUGCUGUGCUCUAACUGAACGAAGAGAUUCACAACAAGUGUUCCAGUUGAUGAAUGAACCACUACAUUUUGAAUUUGGAUUGGUAUUUAAAAAGCUGCAGUUUACACUCUGACGUCAUGAGCCCAAGACAACCCCGAACACCUAAUCGACACCAGGCUCCUUUGGGGAGCUUUAAACGGGAUGUUCUGAAAAAGGAAGUGGCCACAGAGUGUCAUCAGCAGCUUCCAAAAGAGUUACAGAAAGCCAACAAAGUAGAUCUCUUUGGAAAUGUUCUGGUAUCAAACACGUGUCGUGAAUGCCAUUCAACUCCUUGUGAGAAAACAUUGAGUCAUGAAAAAAUUUAAAAAAAAAACACAGAACAGUUCGACAAAGUUCAGAGAAAUUAAAUUCACCUGUAGAAGUUACAAUGCAAUUUAGGUUAAUCCUGAAAUUUUGUCCAAAAGCCAAAUAUUCCUAAUAAUUGUGAUUGUGAAUUAUGAUUUUAAAAAAUAAAAUAAUAAUAUUAGUUAUAUGAUUAUUAUUAUCAUUAAAUAUUGCUAACUUUUUGUGCGUAGAUUAUUAUAUCUGAACCCGAAGGACAUCUACCCGCUGCGAUAUCAUCUUUCAGUACCUUCAUAUUGCAUUUAUCUUGCAACAACAGAUCAAUCUUUUUAUUUGAACUGUGUGUGUUUUAGAAAAUCUAAUCAUUUUUCCAGUGAACUCAGUCCAGAUUUGAUUUUUAUGUCAAGGGCAUAAGUUGUCCAAAAUGCAUCUGGGCACAUUCAUUUGCCGAUUAGAACGGUGUAAAUGUAAGACUUUGUUCUGGUCAGAUUUCACAAAAAAAAAAAAAAAAAAAAAGCACUCUAGUCAUGAGACAUAUUUAAUUUGAUAUGUUUUAAAUAUUUUUGUUUUUAUUAAAAUUCCCAUUUGGAUGAAUGCCAAAUUGAAUAAAAAAUAUGGAAAAAGACGAUAUUUUCUACAGCCUAAAAAGCCCCAGGAAAUUAUUAUAGUUUUACAUCUUUUUACACUCCGACAAAAAGAAUAUAUAAUUUGAACAUGGUAAGGCAUAUAUAAUCGUGUGUGUAUAUACAUAAUCUUGUGAGGAGGAGUGGAGUGGAGUCCAAUCCAAAGAUUUACAUUGUGUAAUAUGUUAUUGCGCAACGAAGGUGUGGACUCCAGUUGUCGCAAUUUCAACGCAACACGUCCACCAUGUUUGCGGAAUGUUCUGCGACCAUUUAUAUGAACAGAGUGAAGAUUUCCGUCCUUUUGUUGCAUUAUAGUCCCGUUUAUACCUCAUCAAGUGCUUAACAUUUCGUGAGUUCUUGCUAAAUGUUGCUGUGAUCAUGUUUCAUGUAAAUAGAGGUUUCUAAGACAAAUAAUGAAUACUACAUUAAAGAGCUAUAUUAUUUUCAGAAUGUCUCAUUUUAUUUAUG